GUUACACCCCACACGGCUGUCCUUGUUUUGUAUUCAGGUGCCUUAGGUACAAGACGGUCUUGGCCAAAGUUUUCUUUUGAAAGACAAUGUUUCUUUCCAUCAAUGACCCACCAAAGAUGGAGAAGGACAGAAACCACUUGGCUGCAAGGAUAUUAGACCUCACCCUAGAGAUCAUCUCCUUGAUAACUGGAGAGGAUUAUACAGUAGUGAAGAAGUCGUCUGGUGAGUGUAUGACACCCCGUGUGUCAGGAGGAUGGAGCAGAAUCCAGAACCCCAUCACCGAGCCACCAUCUCAUUCCCAGAUACAUGAGCAGAAGAUCCUAGAACUUACCACCAGGAUCACUGAGCUGCUGAGCGGAGAGGUUCCUAUAAGGUGUCAGGAUGUCGCUGUCUAUUUUUCCAUGGAGGAGUGGGAGUAUUUAGAAGAACACAAGGAUCUGUACAAGGACGUCCUGACGGAGAAUCACCAGUCCCUCACAUCACCGGGUGAAGAUGUUAUGAGCGACUCCCACAGACAUCUCCAUUUAUCUUCCCAUCAUGAAGGAGAAGACAACAAUACCACAGAAGCUAAUUCAAUAACUCCUAAUGUAUCCUCAGUCCUUCACAGCGGAGAUCUAUCCACCAACACCACUGGUCACACGAAACCUUCACCAAAUCAGUCGCUAAUUGGCAGAACAAGAACUAAACUAAAAUGCGGGAAAAUAUUAACGUGUAAGAAACUGUUAAAAAAGGAAUCUAAUCAUUCGUUCCAUGAGAUAAUAGACAGUGAAGGGCCAUUGUCAUGUUCAGAUUGUGGGAAAUCUUUUACCAAGAAAGUAAACUUUUUUAAACAUCAGAGGACUUGCACAGGCAAGAAUCCAUUCUCUGAAUAUGGGACAUGUUUUGGUCAGAAAUCAAGUCACACAGAGAAGAAGUCACUUUCAUGUUUAGAAUGUGGAAAAUGUUUCAGCAAGAAAUCAAGUCUCAUACAACAUCUAAGAACUCACACAGGAGAGAAGCCAUUUUCAUGUUCAGAAUGUGGGAAAUGUUUUACCCAUAAAUCAAAUCUAAUGGAACAUCUAAGAAGUCACACAGGGGAGAAGCCGUUUUUAUGUUCAGAAUGUGGGAUGUAUUUUGGUCAGAAAUCAAGUCUUGUGAACCAUCUAAGAAUUCACACAGGGGAAAAGCCAUUUUCAUGUCCAGAAUGUGGGAAAUGCUUCAGCAAAAAAUCAAGUGUUAUACAACAUCUAAGAAGUCACACAGGAGAGAAGCCGUUUUCGUGUUUAGAAUGUGGAAAAUGUUUUACCCAUAAAUCAAAUCUUAUGGAACAUCUAAGAAUUCACACAGGGGAGAAACCAUUUUCAUGUUCAGAAUGUGGGAAAUGUUUUAAACAGAAAUCAGGUCUUUCUAAACAUCAGAGGACUCACACAGGAGAGAAGCCACCUUAAUGUUCAGAUUGUAGAAAAUCUGAAACAUGUGCAGCUUCAUUGUAGAACCAGCUACCUAGUAAUGAUGCCUUCUUAGGGUCAAAGGACCUGCGUUGAACUGUUGAAACAUUCUGAUCCUAUGGACGCUGCCACGAUGCUCGCGGGAGCAGGACUACAGCGGAAUAUAGAGCCAUCAUCCUGCUUGAAGAACAGAAAUCACUGAUUGCUCCAAAGGGGGAUCAGAUGUACAGAACAUAUUAUGUUCAUAUUUUGAGGUCAGAAAGACAUUGAGAAUGAUAGUUAAAUAGAUGAUACAGAAGUAGGUAGUGAUGUCUGUCGUUGAAUAAUCUAUGGAUAACAGCUUUUAUCUAGAUAUAUUUAAAAAAUAACCAUUUAUAACUGACCCAUUAGAGUGCUGUCUCCCCAGCUUCUAGGGCAGUUGGACUAGCAGUGAGUCGAAUGACGUUGUUGUGAUGUUCUCUCCUCCAAUUGGCCAAAUACUGGACUGUCAUUAUACUUCAAGGCGGGAUAGAGUAUAUUUAUAAGGCUGGUAUCAAAGCUAGCAAUGCCGCUGCACAUUAGGAUUUCAAACUUUUCUGCACCCCACAGUGUUGUAUUAUUCCACCUGAGUUGCCCCUAAUUAUGUUCAAUUAUAAUUAAAUGUGCAGAAACAGGCAGAAAAUGACAGCUAGGCAAAUCAGCCCAUCAAAUUACUUUAUUUAGCACAGGGACAGGUGUAUGUGUGUAUAUAUGUGAGUACUAUUAAUGGUGCAGAGGUCAAUAACCAACUCUCUAUAGCUCCUACUGCACCUUAACCUCUGUUACAGCCUAUGUGACCUAUGUUUAGGUUAGGAAUAGUUAUUUUUUUAAUAUGUAUA
Messenger RNA from Bufo gargarizans (Asiatic toad), 2284 nucleotides. RefSeq names its product zinc finger protein 883-like. NCBI's taxonomy places the organism in Eukaryota, Metazoa, Chordata, Amphibia, Anura, Bufonidae. The record is from RefSeq and is a predicted model, not a curated record. Bases 87 to 1427 code for a protein of 446 amino acids. The transcript is spliced from 5 exons. Gene Ontology annotation, biological process: regulation of cytokine production; regulation of immune system process; negative regulation of transcription by RNA polymerase II.